Messenger RNA from Symbiodinium pilosum, 3115 nucleotides. The record is from the annotation of a GenBank genome assembly. Lineage: Eukaryota; Dinophyceae; Suessiales; Symbiodiniaceae.
AAGUGCAGACCUGCUGCAUGAAGAUCUUCCCGGAGAUGCCGAAGAUGUAGAAAAGUCAGGGACCUCCCCAGAGGAGAGUGAUUGGUACAUUGAGGACCUGGUCGAAAACACCAUUGCCAAGGCUCAGACUACGGACUUUGAUAAGCAAAGAGAGCAGAUGCUUCGGCACGUACAUUACACCGCAGCGACGUCCCCCACAGGCUCCGGGCAAGGUGCGCCAAAGGACAGUUGGCAUAUCUCUGGGACGGGCGCCACCGUGCCUGAUGAUGCAGAGGCCCGGAUCGUCCAGAGCCAGCUGCACGCAGAGAAGCAAGCCCUGCCAGAAGACUUUGAGCAGAGGGUCAAGCCGCUGGUGGUGAACAAGACGGUGGUCCAUGCUACAGCUAUACCGCUGAACUUGCCAAGUGAAUGCAAGAGAGCGCCGAAGCAUGCCAUUGAGUUCGAAGAUGAUGAGACGUGCCCAGAUGCGUGCCCCCUCCUGGCUGAAGACACCGAAGGAGAGCAGCACUGUUACUUCAAGUGCGUGACGAAGACCGAGUGUGGUGUGCCAAAGAGUGGGACUAACCUGGCUCAGUCCGUCCCUGAUAUGGAUGUCGGCUUUUGCCGGCGAUGCUCGGUUCCAGGCUGCAGACUUUGUAACAGGACGGCCCACAGUGACGUGUGCGGAGACUGUCACCACGGCUUCAUACUACAAGAUGGCGCCUGUGUAUUCCAAGUGCCGAUCAUCGGAACUCUGGCGCAGAGCCUACUGUACUUCGCGCUGCUCAUUCCGGUGGCAUACUUCAUCAUCUGGUGUGCUGUGGAGAGCAUCACAGAGGAAGCUCCAGCGGAAGAGCGCCAGCUGUGGCCACUGAAGACGAACACCUUGAAGGUGCCCGUUGCAGGGCCAGGCUCGGUUCUGUUCUUCCGCUACCAGGUCUUCAUCAUGCUCCUGGCUCUUGUGCUUCUCGUGCUUUGGGUGCUCUUCAUUUGCCUUACCAAUGGGAGCCUUUCGGCCCUUGGAACAGAAGAUCCCAAAUCUCCAAGAGAGCUGUGCACGGUUAUUCAUCAGGGCUAUGAAACGCAGCAGAGAUACAUGUCAGCGAAAUCUUCCUUCAUCCUCACCGCGUACAUGACAUCCUUCGUGCUAUGUAUCCUAUUCGCGAUUCAUCAGAGGAGGACUUUCAACAGGCUGAACAUAUACCCGACCCAUGCGGACUUCAUGGCUCUGCUGGACGGUCUGCCGGCCAUUGCUGGCUCUGAACCGCUCGAAGAGCUGCUGAAAGCAGAGCUCGAGAAAGCCACGUCCCAGGAAAUUGUUGGGGUGUCAGUGGGCUGGCACAUGGGCGAGCACGGUGAACAGAUCCGAAAGGUCCUUGAAGAGGACGUCUUGGCUCUGGAGGACUUGAAAAGGGAGCAGGAAGAUAAAAAGGAUGCAGCUGAGACCGAAGUGCAGACUUUCUCUCGGCAGCGGCCCAAAUGGCUUCGCAUGUUCGACAAGGUGAUGCUGACAGGCAUACUGGGCAUCGACACGGUCCCGCCGCCGCCGGAAGAAGUGCAGGCAGCUCUGGCAGCGCAGGCGGCCCCGUCCGGAGGAGCCGGAGAUGCGCAAAAGCCUGAGAAGCCAGAAGCCAAGGAGGCAACAAAAGAACCGGAAAGCAAGGAAAAGGAGGCCGAGAAGAAGGAAUCUGAGGGGAAGGAAAAGGAGGCAGAGAAGAAGGAUCCGGAAGGGAAGGAGACAGAAAAGAAGACUGAGGGUGCUGAGCCCUUGGCCUCUUCUACAUCUGAGUCCCCGGAGGCAUUGUGCAACAAGAUUCAAAGCUCCCCCAUGGCCUUGGUGGUCUUUAAAACUGAGACUGGCAGAGAUGACGCUUUGCAGAAGUGUCAAAGCAUCACCUUCAGCAAAGAAACGGUGAAGUUUCGACCUCUGGUCACAGAGCCAAUGGGUGUGCAGUGGGAGAACAUGGCUAUCACCCCGCAGAUGCGCCGCGAGCGGCUCUCUGCCAGUGUCAAGCUGAUAGUCAUGGCCAGUGCAGCUUGGACUGUCUGUUUCUAUCUCCCCUAUGCCCUCUAUGCCUCCUCCUUCUCCUACUCCAACGGCGACAAGCCAUCUGCCAUGAUGAGCGUUUCCUUGACGGUUAUUGUGGUGCUGGGGAACCUGAUCAUGUACACGUUUUGUGCGGAGGCGGCCCAGCGUGUUGGGCACAUGCUGCGAGACACACAGGAAGGUGUUUACAUGGUCUUGUAUACAUUCGCCAUUCUCUUCAACAUACUCUUGGAUGCUGCGGUUGGAGGAUAUAUCGCUUAUCGAACUGCGGUGGCAAACCAUGCGAGGACCUACGGUGGUAUCCUUGUAGAGGACCUCACCCGCGCUCAAGCCAUCUUUGAGAGCUUCGAAAUCCAGCGACAGCUUUCGCUUCAGGUCUUCAAAUAUUGCUUUCCAUCCAUGUUCCUGAUCCCGUUCAUAGGAGAAGCCGUGGCGGCGAAUUGGUUCACGCUGCAUCUGGCUCGCCUCGUUGUCACAACGUUCCCGCACAUCAAGGGCUACAAAGCGCAGCAGGCUCUGAAAAUCUUUGUGCCCAUGGACUCUGGGCGGUAUGCCGAUGUGCUGAUCAAUAUCGCUGCGGCAGUUCUGAUUUUCUUCUUGCCUGGCGGGUACACCGUGGCACUUCUUGUAGGCCUGCUUGUGUCGCAUGUGUUCAUCAUUUGCUUUGACCACUUCCGCGUUCUUCGCUGCGUUCCCUCAUUCUGUUUCAGCAGCUCUGUGGUUGACGACUAUGCGCAGCUGCUUCUGAUCAUUCCUUGUGCUUUGAUGCUCACAGCCUUUGUGCAGAAGUACAACUGCUCAACAGACUCCAUAUGCAUUCAGGACUCCUCGCUUGGUUUUACCUUGCUGGCGGUCUUCCUUCUUCACUGUGCAAUGCACUGGUCUGCGCUGAAGACUCUGGUGCCCAAAUUCGGUGACGUGAAGGAGCAUGUGCCGACGAAGCUGAGCUACCAGGAGGUGGCUGCCAAGAUUGCCCCGUCGUGGUUCAACUUGAACCCGGGCUUUUGCCUUCGGUCCAAGUACUUCUACAAGCACGAAAAGCCUUGCACCUUGCUGGUCCAGGGCAGGGAGCACGUGCUUCGAAAGAGC